Emiliania huxleyi CCMP1516 is the source of this 1583-nucleotide messenger RNA. RefSeq lists its product as hypothetical. Gene Ontology annotation, molecular function: beta-glucosidase activity. The transcript has 9 exons. The annotation marks the transcript as partial. Lineage: Eukaryota; Haptophyta; Isochrysidales; Noelaerhabdaceae. The record is from RefSeq and is a predicted model, not a curated record. Gene Ontology annotation, biological process: glucan catabolic process.
AUGCUGGCGGAGGCCUGCUCCUCCGUCGCCACCGACUUUCGAGAUGCCUGCGGCGACUGCAUCGCCGGCGGAGCGCCGCAGAGGCUGGCGGCGGACGGGACGGCUUCGUGCGGCUGGAGCAGCUGCUCACGCUCCGCGCCGCUCGACUGGACGCAGACGCUGAGCGAGCUCAAGCGCCUUGUUCCCUCUCUCGAUCCCGACGUCAGCCGCCGCUUCGUCGACCGCGAGGCUGCUGGCGUGCAGGCGCUCCUCGGUCGGCUGUCGCUGCGCGAGCGGAUCGGCCAGAUGCUGCAGCUAGAUGUCAACCUCGCGCUCGCGACGGGCGAGGACAUAACGGCAGUGCUCGAUGGCUCGCUCGACAAGUCUGCAGGCGCCGGCGCCGUCGUCUUUGCGGGUGCUCUCGCCGCUCGCCGCCUCGCCACCGUCUUGCCGCACAACAUCGGGCUCGGCGCCGCAGACGACGAGAGCCUGACCGCCGCGGCGGGCGCCGCGACGGCGACCGAGGUGGCCGCGGCGGGGCUGAACUGGGCCUUUGGCCCCUGCGUCGCUUCGCCUCGGGACAGCCGGUGGGGGAGGACGUACGAGGGCUUCGGGGCGGACGAGCAGCUCGGGGACGCGGACCUGGACGCCGUGGGGCUGGCGGAGCACCUGCUGCCGUACCGCGCCGCAGUGCAGGCGUGCGGUCGGGGGGCGUGCGGUCGGCGCGGCUUGCAGGCGGGCGUGCUGUCGGUGAUGGUCUCGUACUCGUCUGGGCGCCUGCAGGCAGCCGUGGGGCGCCUCUCCGACCCUCCUCCUCCGGCGCGCGACUCUGUAGGCUUCCUCAAGGAGCACCUCGGCUUCGGCGGCCUUGUCGUGUCCGACUUGGGCGGCGUCGAUCAGCUGCGGGGCGGCUCCCUCACGCGCUUCGCCGCCGCCAUCAACGCCGGAGUCGACAUGGUCAUGCUGCCAGGCGCACUGCGCCUCCUCGCUCCUAUAGCCAGCACUUGGACCGCCGGAGGGGCCGCCUCCGUCUCGUGGCAGACCUUCCUCGACGACGUCGAGCGCGCCGUGCUGAGCGGCGAAGUGCCGCGGGCUCGCGUCGACGACGCCGCGGCGCGCGUGCUCGCAGCCGCGAUCGGGCUCGUGUCCCCGUUUGGUGACCCCGCGCCAGAGGUGGAGGCGGACAGCGAGCGCGGCUUCGGCAGCCGCGGGCCGUGGGCGCACGCCACGGGGCGCGAGGAGGGGGGCGAGGCGGCGGGGGGCGAGGGAGGUGAGGCGGCGCCAACGGACGACGAGCUCUACGCGGCGCACAGCCCGCUGGCGGAGGAGGCGGCGCGCCGCUCCGCCGUCCUUCUCGAGCAAAGCGGAGCGCCGCCGCUGCUGCCGCUGCCGAGGGAGGCGCGGCUGCUGCUCGCGUGCUCGGGCGCCCACUCGCUCGAGCGGCAGCUCGGCGGCUGGUCCCUGGGCUGGCAAGGGGCGGGCGAGGGCGCGCGCACCAAAGGGACGACCGUGCUGCGGGGGCUGCUGCGGCGAUCGGCGUGCGCGGAUCCGCGCAGCUGCGUGCAACUGGUGCCGACGCCGCUGAUCCGCAGCCCAAGCGAGCC